AUGAUAGACACUGUCACAAAGCAUUCUGUGUUGAGCACAGAUGUCCUGACCGACACUGACAAAGCACUCGCGAUCAGCAACGAUCCACAACCAGAAGACACUCCAUCACGCGCAGCCGUGAGCAACCUCACCAUGUCACACGGACACGUUGGAAUUUGGCCGCUCGACGAGGUUGGAUACGAACAUGUUCCUGCGUACACCCAUCCAGAUUCUCUUUCCAAUACAGAAUGUUGUUCCUGGUUGGAAGCGCUACAAGCCAUUGAAGAACACGACUGGUCCUUCGUGAAGCAGGAUGACAGAUGCCAGUCCCCCAACAACAACGCAAACCACAGUGAAAACAUCUCCGAGACCACACUGCAGUCACUGGGGCGUUCACCCUCUACUCUUAUACAGUCCGUUGAAGAUGAAUCUUCCCAAGUUCCAGCGAAGUCAUUGCAUGGCGGGGCAGAUUACCUCGAUUUGAAGCUGGCAGACGGACAUCAACUCUCGCCCUUCACCUCGGACAACGACAUCGCAAGCGAAUGCGCAAACCCCUCUAUUACGGAAAUGGAGCCAUGCAGUUCAUACCAGAGCAUUAUGGGGACAGUGGAGCUGCAGAUUGCACAUACUAAGAGCAGUUCACACGAACUGCCCGACUCAGUCCCGGCAGCGCUUGUUGAAGAGGAGCUCUUCCAUGCUUCACAUGCCGAAGAAGUGCGAGAUCUGACGAUGCAUGGUGGGGUGGGGCUACAAAACCAAAAAGGCGAUGAAACAUGGAAUCCGAUCGACGGCGGACCGGUGGUUGACUGCUCAACGUCGUCGGGUUUGGUACCUCCCCGAGCGCAAACUCCAGUUGAUGGGAUGCACGUCAAGCAGGCCUUGGAGAUGGGAUCCGAAGAUUUUGUCCAUUCUGUUGACGAAACAGUGGAAUCGACGAGCUCUCCGCAUAUCAACGUUAUUAGAGGGGAGCACGAUGUUGCUCCUUCCAGUAAUGGCGAACCCAGUGACACCACCAGCCCUACCGAUACUGUGGCCACUUCUAUCGCAGAAGUCCCAUCGAAUGUCACCGAGACGCCGGAAAAGCAUGCCGACUCUUCUCAGUGUGCCAGUCUGUCAAUCGAGAUUGACAUUGACGAGGUUGGCAGUCCUAUCUCUCCAAUCGUUACACAUGCCGUGACCGAACAGCUCCGAGAUGCUGGCAAUCAAGACCUGAUUGAAAUCGAAGAUAUGCGAAUGACAGAUAUAAAGAAAGAAUCCCAAGAGGCCACACAGUCACCGCCAAUUAUCGCUGAUGCAAGCGCCGAGAUCAAAAGGAUCAGAUCCUUGAGCCCUCCCGACGAGAAAUUCUUAGGACGUGACGUCGUCAGCUCUACAGAAGAGAUAUCUGACGAAGAGAGCUCUAGACAAUCUAUUGGAUGUGUUCCAGGGGCUCAGAACAUCCGACCCUCUAGCCCAUCCGCAACAUCCGUCAGUCCCGUUCCAGGAUGCGAUAACCGGUCCCUCUUCACGAAGGUUCCCCAGAGCCCUAUCAUCGGCCAGGACACAUUUUUGCAGGAUACGGACAUAGAGUAUAGUGCGACUGAACACCAAGCGGCCAACCCUCUGUUGCCGGGCCUACAGCUGCAUGAGGCUACCUCAAACAUUGAUCCCAGCAAGUCCUACUCGCCGACCAACUGCAGUCAACACCCAGCGCUUUCUCACGCCGCUGCGAUUGAGCCAACGGCAAUAGUUUCCAGACCAGAACUGCCUGUACUCGUACCAGCAAGUCAAGGCCCCUCAAUUUCACUGGCAAUUCCUGCUCCUUCGCCGAUCAAUGACAUGUCUCCGAUCAUGUUAGCACUCGCUAUGUACAGGUUGGACACUGCAGAGUCUGUACUUGGUCUGAAGUGGCCGUUUGCUUGCGUAGAACCGGUAGUGGAUGUGACAGAAGGCCCAGCGACCAAGAAACGAAAAUUGAGCCCAAGCAUUGAGUCUGCCGUCGAGAAGAGCCCUGGGGCGAACGAUGUAGUUGGUGAAGAUCACGGUGCUCUGGAGGCACCGGAACAAAGCUUGGCCAAAGAGAUGGUGGUCGAAGAAGCACGCGAACGGGAGGAAGACUCGACGGUUCUUGAUUCGCAAAACAAGGCAGUCAUGCAACUGGACAGCGCAGUGAUAUGCACACAAGCCACGAACUCUGUAAGAACUGAUGCCGAGGCACAGGUCGACAGCAUCGCAACUCUGGGUGCGAACAUGCCAACUGAAGAAGCUUCUGCCAAUCCAGCCGACCCUGUAGCCCCAUUGAUGGCUGCGUUGAGUAAUUCUGCCGAAGAGGGGGUCAAGCGCUACAAUGAACGAAAUACAGAGAGUCAUGGGCGACGUCUGAACUCAGACGUUCUUCCGUGGUUCACCGGGCCUUGUAUUCAGACCACUGACGUGGACAUGCGAGAACAUAUCACGAGUGUCUCAUUGUCACCACCUCCAGAGCUCUCGAUCUCAGCUCCCAACUCCAUCUCCAAACCUCGUGAGCCUGGAAUCAAUUUCAAACCGUUGCAGCCGGCAACAGACCAAGAGCCGAUUACCAGAACAGAAGCCCUCGAUUCGAAAGCGCGUAGACACGACUUGGACGAAGUUAUACAGGAACAGCUGGCGUGCGAGAUGGACAUUGGCAAAUCGAAUAAGCCUAGUGAGGCUGACGAAGAGUCAAGCAGCAAGUCCGCCAUCCCAGCCGCUGUCGCUGUCAAAACAGAAGAGGCUCGUGCAAUACAAGACACCGUCGCAGCGCCCAACGCGUCUACGCCAGCGCCCCAAACCCAGGCAGUCAGCGCCACCGCACCCCCUCCCCAAAUCACAGACCCGCAAACCAGGCCCGUACUCCUGCGCGAACUCGACCUCGGCUACGGACGGCGCAUGACGCGCUCGCAGACACACAGCACCGAAGAGGCAUCGUCAACACGUUCAAAGCGGCGACACGACGAGCCGAACCCCGUGGCGGAAGCGGCAGACGUGGUAGAAACGAGCGACGCAGCUCGAAAAGACAGGAUAGCAGGAGAAGCAGCCAGAGCCGUAAAAAGCAAGAAGGCCACCGAAGCACGGAGCCCUCGAAGCACAGCCAGCGCGCGGGGCAAGAGGAACCAACACGGCUUCGUCGUCGACGGUGCGAAGCGGCGGCGGACGCGCAGCGAGGCGAUGGAGACCGACGCGAAACCAAACGCCCAGGCCGCGUCCCGAUCCGAAACAGCACCGAGGGCGAAACCGGCUGCGAGCGGUAUCUCCGCGGCCAAAUCUGCUGUGGGAGGGAAGACGCGGUCCAGGACCAGAUCCAUCGAGUCCUCUACACCCACGCCCACCCAGAUGCCCGGCGCAGUGGCCGAGGCGAACAGAGGGCGGAGACUGAGGAGUUGGAAUGAGAGUAGUUGUAUGUAG
Molecule: messenger RNA, 3381 nt
Organism: Ascochyta rabiei
Lineage: Eukaryota; Fungi; Ascomycota; Dothideomycetes; Pleosporales; Didymellaceae
Exons: 2
Coding region: 1-3381 (1126 amino acids)
Source: RefSeq, a predicted model, not a curated record